Colletotrichum scovillei is the source of this 1452-nucleotide messenger RNA. RefSeq lists its product as uncharacterized. Lineage: Eukaryota; Fungi; Ascomycota; Sordariomycetes; Glomerellales; Glomerellaceae. The transcript is spliced from 5 exons. Gene Ontology annotation, biological process: transmembrane transport. The record is from RefSeq and is a predicted model, not a curated record. The coding region runs from base 1 to 1452 and encodes 483 amino acids. Gene Ontology annotation, cellular component: membrane. Gene Ontology annotation, molecular function: transmembrane transporter activity.
AUGUCUGCCAUGCGCCAAGAAGCGAAGCAGGAUCCAACUCACGUCGAAAACGCCAAGCCGUCUUGCGGCGGUCAGAUGGAAGAGAUCGAUAUUGUUGAAGACCUGAAGUCAGCAGAUGGCACAGCCACGGUCACUUGGACCAGUGAGGAAGAGGGUUCUGCUUUGAGAAAGCUCGAUUGGAGUCUGAUACCUCUGCUCGGAGCCCUCAAUUUCUGCUCUUACAUUGAUCGCGGCAAUGUCGGGAACGCAUAUACGGCUGGAAUGGGAAUAGACUGGGGUAUCACUUCAGACGAUUACUCUUGGAUCGUGACCGUUCUAUACAUUGGCUACAUCUUGUUCCACUGGUUGAUUAUCGUCUGGACCUUUGUUCCCUUGCCAUUAUGGACUGCAAUGAUGGUCUCUGGAUGGGGCGCCAUGAGCAUGCUUCAAGCAGCCGGAUUCAUCCCAGCUGUCGCCCUAUACCUGACCUUCUUCUACCAUCGCGGUGAGAUGGGUCUCCGAUACGGGCUCUUCAUUUCGUUCGCGCCGCUUGCGAGCUGUGUGGCCUCUGCGAUUGCUUACGGCCUGCUGCACGUGAAGGCGUCUAUUCACAAUUGGCAGCUCCUCUUUCUUGUGGAGGGUGCCCCGACGAUUAUCCUUGCCUUCGUGGCAUACUUUUUCCUCCCUGCCUCCCCAGCCGAGUGCCGUUUCCUCAGCCCUCGCGAGAACGAGAUCAUCAGCCACCGCGCCAUCAAAGGCCGAGGCGAAAAACGAAGCGGAAAGCUCAAUGGAAAGCAAGCAUUCGCAGCGUUCUUCGACUACAAGAACUACUUGCAAGCUAUCAUCAUCUUCAGUCUCAACACUGCCUUUGGGUCCCUUCCAGCAUACCUACCCACAAUUCUUGAGGCCAUGGGUUUCACUUCACUUCGUGCUCAGGGUCUCUCCGCUUGCCCGUACCUGACUGCGUAUGUGGUCUGUGUCUCUGCCAGCUUCAUCUCGGACCGUCUUAGGAGUCGAGGUAUCUUUAUCGCCAUGUUUUGUUCCGUGGGAGCCAUUGGUUAUGUUCUGCUUGCAACAAUCCACACCACUGGGGUCCGCUACUUUGCAACUUUCCUUGUUUGCGCGGGAGUGUUCCCGGCGGUAGCCAUCACAUUUACGUGGGUAACGGAUAAUCAAGGCUCGGCAUCUAAGCGCGGCGCGGGUCUGGCUUUGUUCGGGAUGGUUGGGCAGUGCGGCCCCAUUCUUGGAGCUCGUUUGUUCCCGAAAUCGGCUCAACCUUGGUAUUCCAAGGGCAUGUGGAUUUGCGCUGGACUGUUAUUUGGCGCGGCUAUCAUAGCUGCUAUUCUCAGUCUUUGCUUGAGAUUGCAGAAUAGGAAGCGUGACGAGAAGUACGGGAAAAGCGAUUUAGACUAUGUUCCUCCAGAGGUUUCCGAGGAGGGCGAUGACCAUCCUCUGUAUCGAUAUGUUCCUUGA